Miscanthus lutarioriparius is the source of this 1191-nucleotide messenger RNA. NCBI's taxonomy places the organism in Eukaryota, Viridiplantae, Streptophyta, Magnoliopsida, Poales, Poaceae. The record is from the annotation of a GenBank genome assembly.
AUGGCACAGUUAGCAUACUUCCAGUCUAGUUCAAUUGAGAGGAAGAUGGCACUGAUUAUGGUGUGUAACUAUAUUAGCACGCUCUAUUUGGUGGCGUUGUCAUGGUUCCUUUUAUCCAAGUAUCAUGGAUGGGAUAGGUUCUCAGGACCACACUGCAUCUUUCCUGUGAACCCUAUUUGCUUUAGAAAACUCACAAUAAGCGAAAGGUAUCUAUUUGCAGUGCCAAAGGAACAGCAGGAUAAGGUUGUCAAAUUUGACUUUCACGGGCAGCCAGCAGAAAUCAAGCAUGGUAGUGUUGUUAUAGCAGCAAUAACUAGCUGCACAAACACCUCAAUUCCUAGUGUUAUGCUUGGUGCUGGUCUUGUAGCUAAGAAAGCCUACGAGUUGGGUCUUGAGGUUAAACCAUGGGUGAAGACAAGCCUUGCCACUAGAUCAGGAGUUGUCACGAAGUACUUGCUUCAGAGUGGCCUUCAAGAAUACUUGAACCAGCAAGGAUUUCAUACUGUUGGCUAUGGUUGUACCACUUGCAUUGGAAACUCUGUCUUUAUAUAUAACUUUGGCACUAUUUUGUAUGGGAGGCGUGCGUCACAGCUGCUGAAGGAGAUUGACUCCUCUGAGGCUGGUCAGCUUGCGCCAUUCAACACUGAUGUGUUUGAUCAGGUGAUUAGAGAGUGCAGUGAGCACAAUUCACAAUUUCAAUCACUGAUCAGGAAAAUGGUGGAGCAAAACUUAGAUAUUGAGACAACUAGAAAUGAGGAUCACUAUGGUGCAGCUAUCCACCAUCGUUCCCUGCUCUGUAACAAAAGAUGCCUUAUGGCUUACAUGUACAAUCGAGCAGAAGUUAUUCAGAGUUUUAGAUGGAAAGUUGGCCCUGUGCUUCCUCAUGACAUACAAGAAAAGCUCCAUUUCUCAGAGAAAGAGUACUUCAAGAACCACUCUGCAGCCAUUAAAUCAUACAUAUCGGAGAUGGAUAUAGAUUUGACAGUAGACAAGGUUCCUCCCAAGGAUCCUUACAUUCAGGUUCGGGUGCUGGAGGACAUUGGUGAAGUAUCUCUUGGUGACCAUUCUGUAUCAUUGACCAAGAACUCACUCCAUUUCCUAAGGCGCACAGAUGCUGAACAAUUUAUAUCACAGGAUGUGUGGCGCUUCUUCUCUUCAGUGCUGCUGCCUGAUGGAAUAUCACCCUUGUGA